CCCGAAAACACAAAUCCUCCCAGUCCCAAAGAGGCCAGCCUCUGGCUUCCCUCUAAGUGAUCACGUGCCUCAGACCCAGGGGCCCAGUUCCUUGGGGGCUUAGUGCCAGCGUCCCACCCCGGACGCGACACGGAGUUUCCGCGGACGACCGCAGUCCAGCCAGAGCUGCAGGCUUUGUCCUGCUUCACCAGAACCGGGCGGGUGUGGCCCUGCAGGUGGCCCGCUGCCCCACAGAUGGGCUCCAGGUGGCAUUAGGCCCCUGCAGAGCGCAGGUGAGACUAAUAACAGCUGCGGAGCUCCCAGGACGCUGAGGACCUGGCAGGGGAAGGUGAGCCCAUCCAGGGGAGCAGGGCUCCUGGAAUCAGGAUCCGCAGCCCCAAAAGGAGUGGCCCUGCCCCUCAUGUCACCUGGGGAAAACUUGGACCCGAUUCCUGACUGCUUCAUCCUGCAGCCGCCAGUCUUCCACCCGGUGAUUCCGUAUGUCACAACCAUUUUUGGUGGCCUGCACGCAGGCAAGAUGGUCAUGCUGCAGGGAGUGGUCCCUCUACGUGCCCACAGGUUUCAGGUGGACUUCCAGUGUGGCUGCAGCCUGUACCCCCAGCCGGACAUCGCCAUCCACUUCAACCCUCGCUUCCACACCACCAAGCCCCAUGUCAUCUGCAACACCCUGCACAGUGGAUGCUGGCAAAGGGAGGCCCGCUGGCCUGGCGUGGCCCUGCAGAGAGGGGCCAGCUUCCUCAUCCUCUUUCUCUUCGGGAAUGAGGAGGUGAAGGUGAGUGUAAACGGAAGGCACUUUCUCCACUACCGCUACCGGCUCCCACUGUCUCGGGUGGACACCCUGGGCAUAUUUGGUGACAUCUUGGUGAAGGCCGUUGGGUUCCUGAAUAUUAGUCCAUUUGUGGAGGGCAGCAGAGAGUAUCCCACUGGAUACCCCUUCCUGCUGCAGAGUCCCAGGCUGCAGGUGCCCUGCUCACGUGCUCUUCCUCAGGGCCUCUGGCCGGGGCAGGUCAUCAUAGUUCGGGGACUGGUCUUGCAAGAGCCAAAGGAGUUCACUCUGAGCCUGAGGGAUGAGGCCUCUCGCACUCCUGUGAUGCUCAGGGCGUCCUUCACAGACAGAACGCUGGCCUGGGUCUCACCCUGGGGAUUCAAGAAGCUCAUCUCAGCCCCUUUCCUUUUUUACCCCCAGCGGUUCUUCGAGGUGCUGCUCCUGUGCCAGGAGGGAGGGCUGAAGCUGGCACUCAAUGGACAGCCGCUGGGGUCCACCAACCUGGACCAGCAGACCCUGGAGAGGCUGCGGGAGGUCCGCAUCAGUGGAAGCAUCCAACUCUACUGUGUCCAUUACUAAGGAGGAUUCCAAAGGGACCCCGGCCAGAGAGAGGAUGGCCAGUCCACUCCCAGGGCCUGUGGUGGGGCCCCACUCUGCUGCCUUCAUUAAACUGUCCUCCUGUCACCAUCAUGUCAGGCCUGGCUCACUUCCGGGUCACAAGCCUAACUCUGCAGGGGAGCUGGGCCUACAGUAGAGGAGGCACUGGGUGUAAAGGUGGCCCCAACUCUGCUCCUACACCAGGGGCCCGGAUUGGGCUCCAUCUUCCUUCAGGGCCUAGAGUCCCCUCAGGCGGACAGGUUUUGUGGCCUAACACGAGGACUAAAACACACACUUUAAAGAAUUCAGACAUUGUUUUCACUCUUAUCUAGAGGUUUUGGGGAAGUGGCCCCUCCUCCCCUGGAAGUCCCAGGCCUUGUCUUCGACAUCACUCUGCCAUGCCCAGGGCACAGGCAUUGGUCUGUGGUUGGAGCUCUGCUGCUGCCCUGUCUAGGUUUCAGCCACUGCGAAGCCAAGGAGAGACAAGACGCCCUGAUUUCAUAAGCCCCGGCCCAGGAUUGACGCACACCAUCUACUCUCCCACUGCCUGGGCUCACAGAGCCUUCGUCCACAGUGACACGCAGCACAGCUGCUCAUGAUUUUGGCCAAAGUAAGUCACAGGGCCACACUUCAGAGAAGCACGCUGACAACCAGCCCAGAAAGGGAGAGAACCCCAUGUCUGCCAGUUAGCCACAAGGUGCCAUAGCUCCUGAGUACAGUCACGUGCCACAGGAGCACAUGUCAUUCACCUGGGUGCACAAUCCAUGGAGGUCCCACGAGAUUGUCUUCCAGGCUGUGCACGUUGUGCUGGACCAUAUGGGUUUGUGGAGGACACUCUGUGGUGUUCCCACAAUGACAGAAUUGCAAACAAUGCAUUUCUCGGAGCUUGUCCUCAUCAUUAAGUGACACGUGACUGUAUUUUGCACAUUAAAUAGAACAGGGGAAAAAAAGGAAGGAUAUAGAGAAUUUGAGUCAUAUAAUCAAACAGCUGAGGUGAAUAGGUACUUUUAAGAAUUGGUACCCUACACACAGAGAGCAAUGCUCUCAAUAUCCUGCCCUGUAUCCACUUUCCAAGGCUGACCAGGAAAAAUCUUAGUACAUUCCCCAGAGCAGAGAUUCCAUAGCAAAUAUGCCCUGAUUAUAGUCCUGUAAAACUUGCAAUCAAUGAGAAAGAUAACUGACAAGUGGCCACCUAGAAACUGAGGCACAGGUUUCUGGAUAAGGUCCAGGUCAAAGAGGAGAAGAUAAAGGGGUGGUGCUGAGAGCCAUUGCCAAAUAGGAAUGACGCAUGGCAAUUUCCUUGUCAGCCUAACCCAAUGUUGCUUAGAGCUAAGACUCUCCAUUGUGGAAAUGGGCUUGCCUUGGACCCAGGUCACUUGCAGUGACAUUGCAUGAAUGUUUGAGAAAGGUGACCCUGCUCAAGGACCAGGGUGGAUCCGGGUUUAGGGAGGAUCCUGCUGGAUUAGGGUGGGUCCAGGUUUAAGGUGGACCCUGCUGGGAAUAGGGCAUAUCCUGCUGCCUCAGGUGCCCGCCUGCUCCUGGAGUUCCCGUUGAGUUCUUGCGGGAUUCAGAGAGUAUUUGGGGAUGCAGAGCCUGGUGGAGGUGUGGAUUUUCCCAGAAUGCGAGUGUAGAGUGCGGGUGAGAGUUCAAGGAAUAAAGAGUUACUGUUUGAAUCUACAAGGCGGUGUGGUGGCUUGGUUAUUUUGUGCCCAGCCAGACUGCGGCAGGGUGGAAGAGCCAGGUGCAGGCAGAUCCCCAGGCCCAAGCAAAGCAGGGAGCAGGCAGCUCAACCCCACCCAGCCUGUUGAGCUGGGUGCAGAGCCCGUCCUGGGUCCUCAUCCCCUUAAAGUAAACCUUACAACACCAUAGGCCUUCCAGAUGUUCUUAGCUGUUUUUGACCUUUUAAUUCUCCACCAGAAUUUUUGGAAUAAACCUUUCAGUUUCCACCAAUAUAAUUUUUUGUUUGGUUUGGUUUGGUUGGAAUUGAAUUGACUGUGUGGACUUUUGGGGCAGGGGACAUGCAUCUCUACAUUGUUUUGUGUCAACCAUAAACAUAGUGCCUCUGCCAAUUUAUUGAGGUCAUCUUUUAUAUGUAUCAAUUAAGUUUUAUGUAUUUAAUUUUUUAACAGCACCUGGCACAAUGGUAAUUAUAUUCAUGCUCAGGCCCUUUAUAGCUUACUAUUAGUGCUUUAUAGUUAUUCAGAAUCUCAGGGUGCAUUCUGACAUGAUCAUAGAAUCACUGAAGUGGCGCCCCCUUUCUCCACAGAAAAGCCCUCUUCACCAUGGCUAAUUUUAGGAGUGUCAGCAAAAGAGUCCAAUGUAGAUAAACUUCCUAUUUUCGUGCCACCCUGUUUACUUGGCCACUGGCUGAGAAGAUACCAGCACUCCAGGUGCUGGACACCCCCUUACUAGUUUUCACAAACGUAUCCAGCAUAGUACUUUGAAGAAAUGUGCAAACAAGGCCUCUGGCCUUGGGCUGGGCUUCACAGAGAUGUCUACAUUUUUAAGUUACCAAUUAGGCUCCAUGGUAACAGCUGGCAGGGGGAGGAAAGAAAGGGGAGAAGAAGCUCUCCCCUUCUCAGGUGUUGUCCUUGAAGAGUUAACUUGCCCAAAACAGUGAAAGAAAAAGCUGCUUUUAUGUGAACUUCCGCAGACUGUGAACUUCUGAGCCCCUCCCCUUACACACUGGGUAUAAAACCCUGAAGUUCCCUGAACUUGGGGUUCAGGGGAUUGAUUGAUUACAGCAAAGGCUAUACCCUCUGAAUCUGGCUGUAGCCAAAUAAAACUGUUUCCUGCUGUC
Marmota monax (woodchuck) is the source of this 4163-nucleotide messenger RNA. It is a transcript of the gene Lgals12, whose product is annotated as galectin 12. The transcript is spliced from 9 exons. The coding region runs from base 401 to 1345 and encodes 314 amino acids. The record is from RefSeq and is a predicted model, not a curated record. Gene Ontology annotation, molecular function: integrin binding; lactose binding. Gene Ontology annotation, biological process: lymphatic endothelial cell migration; intrinsic apoptotic signaling pathway. NCBI's taxonomy places the organism in Eukaryota, Metazoa, Chordata, Mammalia, Rodentia, Sciuridae.